This is a messenger RNA of Cyanistes caeruleus (blue tit), 1056 nucleotides long. RefSeq lists its product as uncharacterized. Lineage: Eukaryota; Metazoa; Chordata; Aves; Passeriformes; Paridae. Gene Ontology annotation, biological process: developmental process; regulation of transcription by RNA polymerase II. Gene Ontology annotation, molecular function: DNA-binding transcription factor activity, RNA polymerase II-specific; RNA polymerase II transcription regulatory region sequence-specific DNA binding; protein dimerization activity. The record is from RefSeq and is a predicted model, not a curated record.
UUUAUUAAACUUUUAAACUCUAUAAAAAUGAUGUGAACCUCGUUUUUCACGGGGCUUUGUGGAUACCUGGACAGCUGAGGCACAGCGGGGGAUCAGGAUUUUGUGGGUUCAGGCUGGGAUCGUGGGUGAGGAAACUGAGGCACAGCCCGAGCUCAUCAGGCCCUGGGGAAUCCACCUGUGCCUCGUUUGGCCCCAGGUAUUUAGGGCCCUUUUUCAGCAAUUUCCCCCCUUUUGGAGAGUCAGCUCCGAGGGUGCAGCUUCUGUUGUUUUGUGGGAUGGGGGAGCCCAGCAGAGCUGGGGGGUGGCCGGGGGUCCUGAAGCCCUCAGAGAUCCUGGAGCCCUCAGGGGUCUCAGAACCUUUGGGGGUCUCUGAGCCCUCAGGGGUCCCAGAGCCCUCAGGGAUCCCACAGCCCUCACAGGUCCCAGAUCCCCCGGGGGUCCUGCAGCCCUCGGAGGUCCCAGAUCCCCCGGGGGUCCUGCAGCCCACGCCACCCCCCGAGGUGCUGGAGGGGCUCCUGAGGCAGCGCUUCGGGCCCUUGCCCCGGCCGGCCGCCAUCGCCCGCCUGCGGCGCGGCCCCAGCGGGGCCUACGAGCCCACCGGGGACCCCAGCGAGGCGCUGGAGCGGCGGCAGGCGGCCAACGCCAAGGAGAGAGAGAGGAUCCGGAACCUCAACAGCGGCUUCUCUCGGCUGCGGAGCCUGGUGCCGCUGGUGCCGCGGGACCGCCGGCCCUGCAAGGCCGACACGCUGCGGGCAGCGGCCCAGUACAUCCGCCUGCUGCGGGGCGUGCUGCGGGACACGGGGGGACCCCCAAAGCCGGGACACUGCCAGGAACACAGCAAUGAGCAGGAGUUGGGGGACGCUGGAGGGGUGUCCCUGGGGGGGCCACCUGAGAGCUGGCCUGGCAGUGCCCCCCCGUGCCCGUGGGGACCCCCAAGCCCGGGGCACUGCUGAAGAGUGAGGGGAUGGUUUUUCCUGACAUCCCUAAAAAUCCGGGGGGCCCCGCCGGGGUCUCCCCCGAAAGCCAAGUUCAAGGCUCCAGUUCCCAUUUUUGGGG